CCGUCUCGAUUUGCCAUCCGCAAAAGGGGGAUUGCUGUCACAGAACCUGGCAACCUCACUGCUCAUACGUACCCCAACUAUAAAACAAGCGGAGCAUCUUCUUCGGUUGGCUAAGGCUAGGAUAACCAACUUUCUUUCCCAGUCAGUCAGUCCAUUUGAAGUGAUCCCAACACAACCAAAGAUAAUGACAAUGACCUGACCGAUGCACCGCUGCAGUGUCUGAGGAUCACUUUUGGAGGUUGGAUCAUGAAUGAUAAACUGGUCUUCCUUGGCCUGCUUUACUUUGUCCAGGGCAUCCCCUAUGGUCUCCAGUCUUCCUUGCUUCCUGUCUUCCUGCGUGGAGCUGGUCACUCCCUCACCCGCAUCGGUUUCACCAAGAUCCUCUACUUCCCCUGGGUCCUCAAGGUGUUCUGGGCCCCUUUGGUGGACCGGGUCGGCACCAAGCGUCGCUGGCUGGUGGGCACAGUUUCUGGCCUGGCUCUGACAUGCCUCUCCAGUGCUGCCUUGGCCCCGGAAGCACAUAUCUGGGGAGUAGCAGGAACCCUGCUGGCCAUGAACACCUUGGCCUCCGUACAAGAUAUUGCUGUAGAUGGGGCCGCGGUGGGGUUGUUGAAAGGUCGCGGGGAGCUGGGGCUUGGCAAUACAGCCCAGGUCGUGGGCUAUAAAGCUGGAUCUGUGUUUGCUGGAGGGGGGCUGCUGGCUGUGAUUGACGUGGCUGGAUGGAGCUGGAUGUUUAUGCUGCUGACGUUUGUGUACGCGGGCGUGGCUCUGUUUGUGUGGGGGGCCCCUGUGCUGGAUGAUGAGAGUUUGAGGGGCCAGCAAGCAGAUGGCAGCAGGAGGGGAGGGCAGGGAGCAGACGCCAUGAGGCCAUGGAGGGUGUGGAGGAAGCUGCUGGCAGUGCCUGGCACCCCUUGGACAAUCCUGUAUGUGCUGACAUACAAACUAGGUGAGCAGGGUGCCGUGACCAUGUUUCCUCUUUUCCUGUUGGAUCAUCACAUGACCGCCAGGGAGCUCGGCUUCUGGAAUGGCGUUAUCGCCAUGGGCUUCUCCAUCUGUGGGUCGUCCCUGGGAGGCCUGCUGCUCGCUCAGUUCAGCAUCGGGGCUCUGAUGCGACGCGUGUUUGUAUUGCGAACCAUCAGCAUGGUCUUCCAGAGUUCUCUGCUCACUGUACUGGAACCAUCACCACUCAUGAAAGGCAUGGCCGUCCUGAGCAUGAGUGUUCAGCACUUCCUGGGCGGUCUCAUCACCACGCUCACCUUCACUACCAUGAUGUAUUGCACUCAGAGGGCCGAGGAAAGCAUUCAGGCGACCCACUACAGUUUCCUGGCAACUCUGGAGGUGCUGGGGAAGCUGAUGUUCAGCGCUCUGGCCGGAGGCAUGGUGGAUUGGUUUGGUUUCCAAGUGGCCUUCCUCUUCUUCCUCACCCUCUCCGCCGGGACAGCAUUGCAUGUGUGGACGGCUACCUUCACUGGUGCUCUCAGGGAACACCAGCUCAAAGAACAGCCCAAGUGAGAUCAGGAUGAGGGUGACAAGUCCUGAUUUGGGGCAUCUGCUGGUGCUGAAAAUGUGUUGGAAUAACUUGAGUUUGACCACCAGUAUUCAGACACCUCAAAAGUCUUUGAAUUAAAUAUACUACACUCAUGACUUCAACACAUCAUUUCAGUAUAGGAGAUCUUGAAUAAGUUGACUUUCCUCUUCUUCCGCCAUUUUUUUUAAGGAGAAAUCAGCCAUGCGGUUAAGUACUCUGUUCCAGAGUGUUUUUUUGUCAUUUCACUGGCAAAACUGGCCUUACAUUUGAUUUAUUUUGCAUUUGAAAUAUCCGGAAAGUCUUAAUAUUUACAGUAACGUGAUGAAACUUGCAGAUAGUGUGUAAGUAAGGACGAGCAAUUUGAGUUUGCUGUGUUGAGUUUUUUGGACCGGAUGGGACUGGUGCAUCCAGUCAGUGUGAUGAAUUGAUGUGGUUUAGCUUGUCAGGCAGUGAUGUACAGUCAGACUGUAUUAAGAGUUGAGAAGUACUUCUGGAAAAAUAAUCAAAGCUGUUUUUUAAAUCAUCUGAGCCAUUUUAAUGUGAUAAUAAGCCAGCAAUAAGAGCUGUAGCCAAAAGCAAUAUCACUACUUUGUGAUGCUUGUUUGAUCACAUUGUGCUGUACAUGUUCGUCGGUCUCUUGAGUUGGAUUGUUUACACUUAUAAAUGAAUUAAUCUCUACUACCUCGUAUCAGCACUGUAUGGUAUGAUACACAGGAGGUGAAUGUACAGGAGCUGCACCAAGUAGAGUCACUCAUUCACAAUAAAUAGUUGCAACUUAUACGCUAUGUUACCUGAGCAACAACAGUUAACCAAAGUAGGUUUGUAGUUACUGCGACUGUUUCUUUUUAGAAAGGUGAAUAAACAUGCAGUUCAGCUGUUGAAUGAGGAGCAUUUAUUCAGUUUAAUUAACCACAGAUUUUCAGAGUAAAAUCCCUUUCCCUUUGGAAAAGAACCUUGACAGCUUACUUCUUGUAGGAAACCCCAGCCUUACACACUGUCUCAGUUUUUCAAUCAAGAAUCAGACUAGACGACUUAGACCAAUACCAAUGGCAAAUUGCAGUUUUUGAUAAAGUUGUUUCUUUUACUUUUGUGUUUUAUGUUUGAAAAAUGUCAACAAAAUAUGCUGUAACUCUCUGUGGUACUGUAUACUAAUUUUCUCUAGGCUCAAAAUAUAAACGAAACAGCUGCUAUGUGGGAAAAUGUAUUGCUAGAAAUUAAGUCUUAAAUUGAUAAGGGAGACAGAUAAGUCAGAAGGCAGCGGUCUAAGCAAAUUAACCCAAAAUAAUUUUUUUUUUAAAAACAGCUGCUUUCACCCACAUAAUAAAUAAAGGGAUGCCAUACCACAUCAUUACUGGUUCAUCCACGUAGCCAGAGAUUUGCACAAAAAAUAAAGCUGCUGAGUGAAUCUU
Molecule: messenger RNA, 2937 nt
Organism: Micropterus salmoides (largemouth bass)
Lineage: Eukaryota; Metazoa; Chordata; Actinopteri; Centrarchiformes; Centrarchidae
Product: major facilitator superfamily domain-containing protein 3-like
Exons: 6
Coding region: 247-1512 (421 amino acids)
Biological process (GO): transmembrane transport
Cellular component (GO): membrane
Molecular function (GO): transmembrane transporter activity
Source: RefSeq, a predicted model, not a curated record